AUGGAGAAGCUGGCCCUGAGUUUGCUCUUUCUCCUGGCAGAUCUGCCUGCCCUGAACGCCAAUGACCCAGAAGAUAAAAACAGUCCCUUCUACUAUGACUGGCACAGCCUCCGGGUCGGUGGACUUAUCUGUGCAGGGGUGCUCUGCGCCCUCGGCAUCAUUGUGCUCAUGAGUGGCAAGUGCAAAUGCAAGUUCAGCCAGAAGCCCAGUCACCGUGCAGGGCAAGUCCCACCUCUCAUCAGUCCAGGAUCUGCCCACCACUGCUGA
Messenger RNA from Orycteropus afer afer, 267 nucleotides. Its product is annotated as FXYD domain-containing ion transport regulator 3. Lineage: Eukaryota; Metazoa; Chordata; Mammalia; Tubulidentata; Orycteropodidae. Gene Ontology annotation, cellular component: membrane. Gene Ontology annotation, molecular function: sodium channel regulator activity. The coding region runs from base 1 to 267 and encodes 88 amino acids. Gene Ontology annotation, biological process: regulation of sodium ion transmembrane transporter activity. The record is from RefSeq and is a predicted model, not a curated record. The transcript is spliced from 7 exons.